This is a messenger RNA of Scaptodrosophila lebanonensis, 807 nucleotides long. RefSeq lists its product as uncharacterized. Lineage: Eukaryota; Metazoa; Arthropoda; Insecta; Diptera; Drosophilidae. The transcript has 2 exons. Gene Ontology annotation, biological process: sensory perception of taste. Gene Ontology annotation, cellular component: membrane. The record is from RefSeq and is a predicted model, not a curated record. Bases 1 to 807 code for a protein of 268 amino acids.
AUGUGUCGUUCAAUCGCUACGCUUUUCUUCCAACGUACUUGGUGUUGGCUUUUCAGCACGCCCGACUUUUAUGGCAGCAUUCGGCUGCUCAUUAGUAUUGCGUACUUUCUGGGCAUCACGCCCUUCCAUGUCGCCCGAGACCCGAAUGGGAUGCGUUCGUUGCGCGAUUGUUGGAUUGGAUUUGUUAAUGUGAUUGCCCAUUGGCUGCUGCUCUCCUACUGCUAUACGUACAUAUUUCUUCAGAAUGAAUCCCUGAUCGGUUACUUUAUGCGCACAUAUAUUUCCGAGUUUACGACGCGACUGCACGAAAUCGGAGGACUAACUGCCACCAUUAUUACCUUUAUGAUGACAAUUUUCAGACGUCGCCACCUUAAAAAGGCUUGUGAGCUGAUCGUGCGCAUCGAUCGGUGCCUGGACCAGCUGCAACAAUCGGUGGCAUAUACGAAUAUGCUGCGCUAUGUGCUCGUAGUGCUGAGCUUGCUGGCAUUCCUAGAUGGAGCAAUGAUUGUGACGUGCGUUGUGUGCCUUCGACAGUUGAGGGUACGGGCCUCCUGGCAGCUAUGCUUUGUCAUUGUCUACGAGAUGCUGGCCAUCUCUAUAACCAUAUGCUUCUUUUGUCUCUUAAUGCGUUCGAUACAACGACGAUUUGGCCGCAUAAACAAGGAAUUUGGCAAGGAAACGGGCCCAAGCACAGAAAGCAGCCACCGCAAAAAAAGAGCUGUCGAAAAGGAGGCCAACAAUGAAGAAGAACCAAAUCUACAAGCAGAUGCUGAUGCAGAUGAAGAGCCUCAGAACGGCAGUUUCUAA